Molecule: messenger RNA, 762 nt
Organism: Camelina sativa (false flax)
Lineage: Eukaryota; Viridiplantae; Streptophyta; Magnoliopsida; Brassicales; Brassicaceae
Source: RefSeq, a predicted model, not a curated record
AUGGGCAAAGUGAAUUCGAAUCGGUCCGAGAAGAAGGAGGUUUGUGGUGGUUCCGGUGCAGCUCAGCUAACUGGGAAGAAGCGGAAAAACGAAGGGACGUUGUUAGCGAACAAAGACGUGAAUGCCAAGCGAUCAAAGAAGGUUGCGAAAAACGUGUGUUCCCAAAGGUUGGAGUAUGAAGAGGAAGAAGAGAUCAGUGUGCUACAAGGUAUUCUUGAUUGUUAUGCUCUAACAGGGAAGAAUCCUUUUGUUAAUAUGAAGGAAACUUUCGAGUUCAUGAAGGAAUAUACAAAUUUAGAGUCUUUCGACGAAUUCGUAGAGAAGAUGAAUAGUUUGAAGAAGGUGUUAAUGGAUCAAAGGAGGAAUGCUAAAGAACCAUCUACCUCGGGUUGUUACUACCAGAAAGUUUCUAAGUUGUUGACAUUGAGUUCGGGAGAUAAUGUGGGAUCUGCCGUUGAGAAACCAAAGAGGAGUAAGCGGGUUGUAAAGCCUAAAGAAGAGAAGCAAACAGCGAUGAGUCGUGAAGGAGAAAAAUGGUUUGAGAAUGCGUCUUUGGUUCGACAAGUUGUAAGCCGUGGUGUUGAUGAAGAUUCUCUGAAGAGCAAAUGGGAUGGGGUUCCUACAGUGAAGAAGAAUAAGAUGGAUCAGAAAUGGAGAGUCUUGCGAGCCAAGGAACGGGAAUCUAUGCCUCAAAAGUCUAAGUUUUUUAAGGAUUUGGUUUCUGUUAUUGUUGGAGCAUCGUUAUCAUCCCGUUUAAUGUAA